UAUAUAUAUAUAUGAUUUCCCAUCUUUAAGUCAUUAUGUAUACAUUCAUUAAAUUUAUCCUCUUAUUUUUAAUUAUUUAUAAAUUAAGUGAAAGAAAAAUACUCAAUUUUUAUUUUUUAAAAAAUAAUUACUUGAUUACGGCACGUGUCAGUGAUUUGACACGUGCCUAAUCCAUUGUUUGUCCUUAUCCUCAUCGCUAGUGAAAAACACGGCCACUUAUCAAAUCCUUCUAGACCGUCGAGAUAUUUUACACAACGUCACCCACGUCACUUAACACGUGGCAUCCAUUUAUAAGACGCUGAAAACGUUCCGUUAUCUAACGGACGCUUAUAAAAAGAGGCUUCUCGGGACCCGGGAAGAAACGCACCGGAAGAAACCUUCUGAGACAAGUGUGCUUUCCAAAAAUGGAAGGAUCCGAAUUUCCCGAGUUAAUCCCCGGUUUGCCCGAAGAACUGGGUCUCGAGUGCUUAACUCGUUUGCCUUACUCAGCUCACGGAGUCGCCUCCCAGGUGUGUCGUCGGUGGCGAUUAUUGCUCAAGAGCAAAGAGUUUUACUUCCAUAGAAAGAAGCAUGGGUAUACGCGUAAGCUUGCUUGUUUGGUUCAGUCUACUGGAGUCGUCGUCGUCUCAUGUGGGGGGAUGAAACAGAGUGGGUCACCGAGUUACGGCAUCACCGUCUUCGACCCGGUGAGUCGAACCUGCGAGCGACUCCCUCCCAUACCGAAAUACCCAAACGGGUUGCCUUUGUUCUGUCAAGUGGCGAGCUCUGAAGGGAAGCUUGUACUCACGGGGGGAUGGGACCCGGUGAGUUAUGAACCGGUUAAGGACGUUUUCGUUUACGAUUUCACUAUUCGGCGAUGGAAGCAAGGGAAGGAAAUGGCGGGAAAGCGGUCGUUCUUCGCAAUCGGAGCGUGCUCGGGUCGGGUUUUAGUUGCAGGCGGACACGACGAGAACAAGAACGCGAUUUCAUCCGGGUGGGUUUAUGACGUGAAUCGAAACGAGUGGAGUGAGUUGCCGCCGCUGAGUCAAGAGCGAGACGAGUGCGAGGGGUUGGUGAUAGGAGACGAGUUUUGGGUGGUGAGCGGGUACGGGACAGAAACGCAGGGAGCGUUCGAGGGGAGCGCGGAGGUUUACGGAAUCGGGUCGGGCGAGUGGAGGAGGGUGGAGGGAGUUUGGGAGGCGGGUCGGUGCCCGAAAUCAUGUGUCGGGGUGGGGAAAGACGGGGGACUAGUGAACUUGGGGGAGUUGGACCCGGUGGUUCGGGUCGGGGUAUGCGGGGUGAUGAUGGGGAAUCGGGUACUGGUUACGGGAUCCGAAUACGAGGGAGCUGCGCAGGGGUUUUACACGGCGGAGAUGGUAGAAGGGCAAAAUGGUAAAAUUGAAAGGAUUGAUACGGGUGAUGGGUUCUCGGGUUUCGUUCAAUCGGGUUGCUGUGUGGAAAUUUAACAAAUGAUAACGAGGCAUAAACGACAAAACCAUUUUGUGUAAAUCUUUUUUUUUUUUUUUAAAUCAGAAAAUAUAUUAAGAGGUAUAUAAGCAACUUUCUAUAGUCAAUGUAUAUAAAUUAUUUUUACACUAAGCAUUUUAUAGCAUCCAAUCUUAAAGUUCAUGAA
Messenger RNA from Carica papaya (papaya), 1612 nucleotides. Its product is annotated as F-box/kelch-repeat protein SKIP20-like. Gene Ontology annotation, molecular function: protein binding. Gene Ontology annotation, biological process: regulation of phenylpropanoid metabolic process; negative regulation of cytokinin-activated signaling pathway. NCBI's taxonomy places the organism in Eukaryota, Viridiplantae, Streptophyta, Magnoliopsida, Brassicales, Caricaceae. The record is from RefSeq and is a predicted model, not a curated record.